AAGAAUCCAAAAUCGAUAGACUCGUGGAUCCGUUGCAGUGAUAGUGAAGACAAGUCUCUGAGUGUAGGCUAUUGUCAACUGAAGUGAACGCCAAUCACAGCAUCAAUGAUGUGUCAAAUGGGAGGCAAACGUCACGUUAUUUUUGGGCGCCUUUUGUGUUAAGUUUACAAAACAUGUGUCAAAACCAGUGAAUGAUUUGCCAUUUCAUUGACACAUCUCUUGAGCGCCGAUCACCGCAACACAUCCCACAGACACAGACACAGACACCGACGCCAUGUCUUCGGCCACACGACACGCCCUCCUGAGCGGCGGCUUCGGUCACCAACUGCUCACCGAUUUGGUCACCACCUGCUGGACGCCCGCAAACAUCUUCCUCUCUGUCCUCAUCUUCACGUGGAUUGUCUUCGCGUGGGAUCUCUAUCUCUCGCGACGACAGUACAAGAUCUACAAGAGUGUGACUGAAGUGCCCACAGAACUGAUCGGCGUCUUAGACACGGAGACACUCAUCAAAGCCAGAGAUUAUAACAUCGAUAAGAGUUGUUUCGGGUUUUACGCCUCCAUUUGGAACCAAUUGCUGAACACUGCGAUCCUCUGGACAGAAGCCAUACCACUGUUGUGGCGCUAUUCGGGACGACUGAUCGGUCGCGUGGGCUAUACUGCCGGCGACCACGAGAUCCUACAGACGUUGGCGUUCGUGUUGAUC
Molecule: messenger RNA, 703 nt
Organism: Oppiella nova
Lineage: Eukaryota; Metazoa; Arthropoda; Arachnida; Sarcoptiformes; Oppiidae
Source: the annotation of a GenBank genome assembly